AUGUCAUCUCUACAGGCUCUGGCCAACGAAUCCUACGGCUUACUCCCUCCUGGGUCCAGGUUGGAGGGCAUUCCUCAGCUCAACUCGGGGAUUGAAGAUGUUCUCAGCGGGAGUGCUAAAUUGGCCAAGGCGAGAGCUGGUCUAGGUCUGGUCGGUCGGGGAGGUGCAUCUGGCCUGAGGAGUAGCACGAACAAUGUUGCUUCUGGAUCUAAUGCUGACGGUGGAGCCGCCUACCUGCUUGCUACCCACGGCAUCAAUGCACCUUCGCUGUCUUCUCAGAUCAAUCAGUUCUCCCAAACUCUUCCUACCACCGCUCAGACCACGUCCGCUGCGCCUCAGAGCUCCCAUAACGACGCUCCCCUCGUACCCCUGCCGACCUUUCUCCAGCAACACAAGGAAAAGAUUAUACUCAGCGCCAUCUCUGAUACCCUCCGUCGAGCGGUCCGUGAUAGCGAAGAGAGAUGGAUCGACCGGUGUGAUCGAGAGUGGAAGUCUCAGCGUGCCAAGAUCCUGGAGGAGAUGGGUGUAGGGAACUCGAGCGGCGCACAGGCGGCUCUGGGUGAAAGUACCAUGGGUCGAAGCAGAUUCGGUCAAUCUACCAUGAAGCCGAACUUCUCAGCUUCCACGAUGGGCGGCCUGAACCAAUCGACUAGGUCUAGCAACGCUUCUAAUGCGCUCGAAGCCGUCAAAGCUCAACAGAAGAUGAUGCAAUACGACAGCGUCGUCAAGGCGCUCAACUCUCGUCGAAAGGAGAAGAAACCGUUCCCAAUCAUCAAUUACAUGAAGGGACAGGUCAGCUCUGAGAAAGAGUCAGAUCUCGGUGCUACCUAUACGUUGCUUUCUCAAUUGCUCUCGGAGAGCGCAGACGGCUCAGCUCCGGGCGAACGGGCGUACGCCAAGGGUUACAUGGCCGAAGACCAGUCCCGCGAGCGAUGCGAGGUUUUGACCAAGUUGAUCUCGAACGGGACCACUUGGCUCGAGAGAGCUUUCGCCGCACACGUCGACAAAGUUUUGUCAGAGAAGGUCAAGGAGAUUCAAGUAGGGGGUGUGCCGGGAUUCCGCAGCAAGGUCUCAGCAUACGUGACGUACAACUAUGAGAAGAGGAGCAACCCGCUCAGUGUCCGACUAGAGAAAGUUGCCAACUCCUUCUUUUGGGUCGAGGUGUUCUACCUCAUGCGUGGUGGUCGAACCGAUGAUGCGUUGGAGUUGGCCCAAGAGAAACAACACGCUAUGCCCCGCAAAGAUCGAAACUUCGCAGGCUUGUUCAGGGCAUGGGUCAACAGUGCGGACAGGACACUCCCGGCUGAACUUCGGACCGCCUUCGAGACCGACUUCAACGCCCGUAUCAAGCACAACCUCGAAAAGGGCGAUCCCUUCAAGUAUGCCGUCUACAAAUUGCUCGGCCGUCAAGAGAUCCACAAGAAGAACAUCCCCGACGUGAUUCAGCAUACCGAAGACUGGAUGUGGUUCCAGCUCAGCCUCGUCCGUGAAGUGCCGAGCGUUGGGUCAGGGCUGGCCGGCAAGAACGCCGGCUAUUCGCUCAAAGACUUGGGAGCGCUCGUGGUCAAAUAUGGAGAGGCCGAUCUGAAGGAGGGCAAGGUCCGAUCUAUGGUCUACUUCCAGAGGCUGCUGAUGACGGCACAAUUUGAGAAGGCUAUCGCCUUUUUAUACGAAGACGACAAAGAGAUCGAUGCGGUACACUUCGCAAUCGCAUUGACCUACUACGGGUUGCUACGUGUGCCCGAUGCUCGCACACAGUCCGAGACCGAGAUCUUCACUGGCAAAGCAGCUUCAACACCGUUGACUGCCAACAGCUUCAUGUCUGCUUCGGGCGUUCCUCUCAGCACCGUCGACGUGGUUUACUGCAACUUCGCUCGUCUCAUUCAGCGCUAUGUCCGCAACUUUGUUCGGGUCGACACGCCAGCUGCACUGCAAUAUGUGUAUCUGCUUUCGCUGAAUGCGGACGCGCCAGGCACGACGGGUGAGGAGCAGGUGCAGGCGUGUUGGGAUAUGAUCCAGGCUGUGAUUUUGGAAACGAGGAGCUAUAAUCUGGUUCUCAACGAGAAGGCUGCGGAUGGACAGUCCAUCCCUAGCGUGCUCAUGCGCGACGUCAAGCUUGUCAAGGUUCGAAACCCCGACGGAUCCGUCCGAGAUCUGAUCGCUCGCCUGGCAGCUUCCGCACCAGCGGACUUGCCGCUGAAUGAUCGCAUCGAGCUAUACAAAUUGGCUGGGCAAUACGACAGAAUCAUGGCUGCUAUCAACAAGCAGCUGUCCGACUCGCUCGAUCAGCCCGGAACUGGAGCAGAAGCGGAAGGUCAGGACGAUCUGCUGGCAUUCGUCAGGUUCAAGCUGGACGACUUGCGACGAGAAGGGGUCCAGGUCGGAAGCGCUGGACAGACGGCAGCGAACCAAUUGCAAAAGCUACGCGAGGCAAAGGGCUGGACAGAGAAGGCAGAUUACGAGAAGGCUCUGGCGGCUGUACAAGCUACCGAGCUUAUCCCCCUGGACAGAGAUGUCCCUGGCAUCACUCGAGCUGCAGAAGACUUUAAGCAUGUUGACGAUAAUAUCACCCGCAAGAUCGACAAGGUGCUCGUGAUGACGAUGAAUGCCAUCUUCGAGCUGAAUCAGCGAGCAAAAAGUGAUCAAACGGCAGGCGAUCGUCAGGACCGAAUGCAGCGACUACGAAAACAGGAGAGAGCGCUUAUGAUGUUUGCGGGAAUGCUCCGCUAUCGUCUAAGCAGCGAGACGUACGCUCAACUCGCCCAUUACGACGCAUUCUUCUAA
Filobasidium floriforme is the source of this 2784-nucleotide messenger RNA. Its product is annotated as Nup93/Nic96-domain-containing protein. Lineage: Eukaryota; Fungi; Basidiomycota; Tremellomycetes; Filobasidiales; Filobasidiaceae. The coding region runs from base 1 to 2784 and encodes 927 amino acids. Gene Ontology annotation, molecular function: structural constituent of nuclear pore. Gene Ontology annotation, biological process: poly(A)+ mRNA export from nucleus; protein import into nucleus. Gene Ontology annotation, cellular component: nuclear pore. The transcript has 11 exons. The record is from RefSeq and is a predicted model, not a curated record.